Molecule: messenger RNA, 8036 nt
Organism: Chara braunii
Lineage: Eukaryota; Viridiplantae; Streptophyta; Charophyceae; Charales; Characeae
Source: the annotation of a GenBank genome assembly
GGAGACACAUCCCAGCUGUUGGGAACUCUGGGCACUGCUAUUGCAACAGAGACAGCGACUUGCAACUGCUUUUCCUGGUCAUGUAACCAGUGCGCGGAUGGCGCGUCAAGUUUGCUUGUCGAGCAUAUCGGAUAUGGCUGCACGAAGAUGAGUCGAUAGCCACACUCCUUGACUUCUGAGUGCUGACGUGGCGACAGUUGAGAGAUGGCCCGAGAACGAUUCUUCACGAUGACGGCCUUUGUGACUUCCUACCUAAACAAGUGCCAAGACUUCUUUUGUGAUCCAGUGCAUGUGCUUCUCCGUGAAAUUCAGGAGUGUCAGCUCAAAAGUGAGCAGUUUACCUCUAUCAAGCUCAAUGGAAAUCGGAAGGAGCUCUUCAACAAGCGGGUCACCUACCUGCAGGUUUUUGCCCUCACAGAGGCUUUGGAACGCUAUCCUCUCAUCACAUCAAUUGAUCUCUCAUACAACAUAAUCGGGAGUGCGGGCGUCAUGUCCAUUGCAACAUUGCUUCAGCGGCGCGGCACAGCUCUUCGCUACUUGAACCUCGAAGGGAAUGACAUCGGACCACAAGGUGCAAUCUGCCUGGCGACGGCUCUCUCUCGAAAGGCGCCGGCUCCUCAAAAUGGGAUUGAGAGGGAAGAUGAAGAUGAAGACGAAGUUCAUGGACUUCUGCAGCUCAACAUGAGAGGGAAUCCAAUCGACGAAGAUGGGGGUCUGAGUAUGGCAGAUAUGCUGCAAGUGAACACAAAACUGCAGGAUCUGAACCUUGGAGACACUGAAAUAGGCACUCGAGUAGUGCCACGUCAGCAGCACCCCGCCACCAUGACGGGCGCAGCUCUAGGCAUGCCAGGCCAACUGGCCAAUGGGUCUCUUGCCGACUACAAAAAGCGGUUCCAGGCUCAGAUCGCUCUCAUCGAGGUUGCGGAACAGCGCCAGCUGGCAGCUGAGGCUGCCCGCCUACAGGCUGAAGCAGCGGAAACAGCUGAGAAGCAGCGGCUACAGGCCGAAGUAGACGCAGAUACCCAGGCACGCCGCAAGGAGGCCCAGGUUCUGCUGCAGCGGCGUGAAGCGGGCAGCAUCGACAGAUUCAAGUUCUGGCACUUUGAACCGGCCAACGGCGACGACGCGACACCGGAAGAGCAGCAUAAGGAGUUCCUCUCCAAACUCGUGACACGGUUGUUGUACACUUGCAACUACCAACAGUCCGAGUUAGAGAAACAGAACCAGGAACUGCAGCAACAGUACCAGGAUCUGAAGACACAGCACCAGGAGUUGGCGAACCUCCGCCGGAUGGUGCAGAUCCACGAGGAUGCUACACGGGCACUCAACUCCCGUGUACUGGACCAGUGGACCUGGAGCAAGCUGUACCAGGACCAGAUGCUGAUCACAUGGGAAGAGUUAAGACGGCUGUGGAAGAAGCGGUUCAUCGUCAACGACGCACCAACACUUGCCAUCAACCGUCUCUUCACCAUGACUCAAGGCAACACAACAACGCGUGACUGGCUCAUGGAAUGGCAGAAGAUCGCGGCAACGCCCGAUCUUGACUUACCAUUUCCGCAUCUGCGCCGUGAGUUCUACAACAGGUCAUGCGCUGCAUUGAGCCAGGCACUUGGUGAUCGCGAGCAGUAUGCAACCUUCGCCGAGAUCAUUGCCAAGGCAAGGGAGAUCAUCAAGACCAACAGGGCGGCUGCACACGAGAAGUCAACGUGGCAGCCAACCUAUGUGGAGAAGGUGAGAACUGGUCCGCGACAGGAGCAGUUCGCUGCAGUCCAACAGGACAACACUGUGGAAGACCCGGCAGCCACCCAAGCGUCACGUGAGGGAGAUCAGGUGGCUGCUGUCCAGCCGCGAAGCAACAACAAACCCCGAGUGAACGGGAAGGCAAAACCAGCAUCGCAGGCCGGAAACGGACAGCCAGCACCACCAUGGGUCAAGUUCAACUUGACCGAGGCCGAGUACAAGUACCGCAGCCGUUACGGCUGCUAUUACUGGUGCAACAACACCAAGCACAAGACCUCCYUUUGCCAGGAUCAGGCCAAGGAGGAUGUGCGGCCUCAUUCGGCCGCCUUGCUAGCGGCCUCCUACGCAUCUGGGGAUGAUGCGGAUGUCGUAAGUUCUCGAUAUGCUUACGAGGACUAUGCUGUCCACUUGGUCCCACCGCUGGACCAACCGCUCCACGUGCAACAAUCUACCGCAUGCACGGUUUCAUCACCAUCGGCAACGGAUUCGACAGCUUCGCCGCCAUCUACCACCAGGGAUUCAACGUCAUGGUCAAGACUUGAAGAGCUCGACCCGUUGACAUUUGCGGUCUUCCAAUGGAUGCCCCUUCCCCGGUCCGGUCGAUUGCCGAAACUGCAUUGCAACGUGCUCAAGGCACAAUUGCGGGAUUACUUGCACACUACAGUACCGACUCCGUUGAUGGACGUCAGAGUAGAGGUUGUCGACCUUCACGCCUACAUUGCGAAGAUCGACCGCGAGUUCAAGAUGCAACGGAAGUCCCAGCCCACGCAAGUCACGUUGGCAGACGGUCACACGCACAAGUCAAUCGACCGGUGCAUCGAUGACGUCCCAAUGUACUUUGCCCCUCACUCAAGUGAGGCGGUGUCCUUUGACAUUCUGGACACCAAAUUCGACAUGAUCUUGGGCAUGCCAUGGCUGCGAAGCGAGGACCACCCGGUGAACUUCUACCACCGCACCGUUCACGUUCGUGAUCGGAACGGAGUACUAGUCCCAUGCACGGUAGCUCCUCCUCACCCUUCAGUUAGUUGUCAUGUGGUAUCAGCCGCAAGCAUGCGAGCUUCCAUCAUUAGAGACGACAUCGAGGAGAUGGGGGUGUGCUUUCUCCACGCCCUCCCGCCCCAUGACGCUUCACCGACGGACUCAUCUUCGGAUCCACGCAUCAUCGAGCUUCUCGACACCUACAACGACAUGUUCGAAGGCCCGCACGGAGUAGUACCGGAUUGGCCCAUCCGCCACGAGAUCAUCCUCGAGGACGGGGCCGUACCUCCACGCGGUUGCAUCUACCGAAUGAGCGAGGAAGAGUUAACUGUGCUUCGGGCACAACUCGACGACCUUCUGGAGAAAGGCUGGAUUCGGCCUAGCUCAUCGCCAUAUGGUGCUCCUGUUCUCUUCGUCCGGAAGAAGAACAAGGAUUUGCGGUUGUGCAUCGAUUAUCGCAAGCUCAACGCGCAGACGAUCAGAAACACCGGCCCUCUCCCACGCAUCGACGAUCUUCUCGAGCGACUAGGCGGCGCCAAGUUCUUCUCCAAGCUCGAUCUCAAGUCGGGAUAUCACCAACUCGAGAUCCGGCAGGAGGAUCGUUACAAGACCGCGUUUAAGACGCGAUAUGGGCAUUUUGAAUGGCUGGUUAUGCCAUUUGGCCUUACGAAUGCCCCGACCACUUUCCAAGCGGCUAUGACAACGGAGUUCCGAUACAUGCUGGAUCGAUACGUACUUAUCUACCUCGACGACAUCCUGGUGUACAACCGGAGUUUGGAGGAGCACGUGGAACACCUGCGCACCCAGGAGCUGGAGUACUUGGGACAUUAUGUGAUGCCACAAGGCAUCCGUCCGCUUGCGGACAAGAUCGAGGCCCUAAGAGUAUGGCCCGAGCCCACCAACACCACAGACGUUCGUUCAUUCAUGGGAUUGGCGGGCUACUAUCAACGAUUCAUCACCGGAUACUCGAGGAUUGCUGCACCUAUGACGAGAUUACAAUCGCCAAAGGUGCCAUUCGUAUUCGAUGAUGACGCACGCCAGUCAUUCCAAGCACUUAAGACGGGUAUGCUUAUGGCACCCGUCCUUAGCAUCUAUGACCCCACCCUGCCGACGAGAGUGACUACGGACGCUUCCGGCUAUGGCAUUGGGGCAGUCUUGGAACAACACGACGGCGACGACUGGCACCCUGUGGAGUAUUUCAGCCACAAAGUGCCUCCCAUCAACUCGCUUGAUGAUGCAAGGAAGAAGGAGCUGCUCGCAUUCGUCAUGACUCUCAAGCGAUGGCAGCACUUCCUCCUUGGGCGUCGUAGGUUCACAUGGGUUACGGACAGCAAUCCAUUGACCUACUACAAGACACAGGAUACGCUACCUUCGGAUCACCCACCGGCCAGCCACUAUCGCAUCGCCGAUGGGUACUUGCUCCUGCACUCGCGGGGCAAGGACUUACUAUGUGUCCCACGCGACCGCCGUCUUCGGACUCGCCUCCUCGGUGAGUAUCAUGAUUCGCGACUCGCCGGGCAUUUCGGAGUCAACCGCACUAUUGCACGGCUUCGACAGCGAUUUCGAUGGCCCGACCUCAUCACCGAUGUCAUGAGGUAUUGCGACUCUUGCGAAGUUUGCCGACAAAGCAAACCCCGCAACCGCAACCCCUACGGCGAGCUGCGCCCGAUGCCGAUCCCGCAGGAACCCGGUCUCUCCAUUGCCAUGGAUGUCACCGGACCAUUCCCCCUCGACCGCCUCGGACACGACGACAUCCUCACGGUCGUGGACCGAUUGAGUAAGUACGCGCGUUUUCUCCCUUGCAAGUACUACUCCAUGGCUCCCGAGCUGGCACGCCUCCUGCACACCGGCUGGAUUUGCGGCCAUGGUGUACCGGAAGACAUAGUCAGCGACCGCGACACUCGCUUCAUGUCGACAUUUUGGACUGCACUCAUGCAGGAGUCCGACACGAAGAUGAAGCCAAGUUCGGCUCAGCAUCCACAGACAGACGGGCAGACGGAGCGGGCACAUCAAACCGCUCAAAUGAUGCUUCGUACGCUCAUCCGUCCGGACCAGAAAGAUUGGGUUGAUCGCCUCCCCGACAUCGAGUUCGCCUACAACACUUUGGUGCACCCGGCGAUCGGCAUGACUACAUUCGAGUUCCACCACGGUGGACGGAAAGGCCGUAUCUUCGCCGACCUUCUCCUCCCACGACCAGCCGACAUCGAUGUCGCUUGCUCUCCCGCUUCCGUCCGGAAGUACAGGGAAUUGCUGGCUCAAGCCCACGCAAAUACGCAAAAGGCUCAAGUCCGCAUGCAGCAGCAAGCCAACAGGCAUCGCGUGCCAUGUCCCAUCCGCGCCGGCGACUUGGUUUCGGUUUCCGCAGAAGAGUGUGCACUGGAACAGGAUGUCUCACGCAAACUGCUUCCCAAGUGGUUUGGACCAUGGCCUGUAACAUCAACCGCGGGCGAUGAGCCCGAUGGCCCUUCAUUUGUGAUCAACAUUCCCCCGCAUCUGACGGUCCAUCCAGUCUUUCACUCCUCAAAGCUGGCAACAUACACGCCAGCUAAGAGCGACGACUUUCCGGGCCGACAAUCGCAGGACCCUCCUUCUAUGGAUGGUCAUCAGGAAGUUGAUCGCGUCAUCACCGAUCGCAAGUACGGCAGCAAGCCACGACAGUACAAAGUGACAUUCAAAGCCUGCGAUCGCAACGACACUCGGUGGAUUUCAGGAGCAGAUUUGAAAGCAUCCGCACCGAUGAUCUACGCGCAUUAUGAGAAGCAAAGGUUAGCUCGGGAAGCUUCACGACCGGCCCCUCCCACCCGGACUGUGGUCCCUCCCUUAGACAGACAGCUUCGCACUCGCAGACUGAAUAAAAUAACAAGAAAGAAUGCAUACCCUUUGCCGCGUAUUGAUGAUCUGCUUGAUGCUGCAGGUGGAUGCAAGGUCUUCAACAAGAUCGAUCUCAAGUCUGGCUACCACCAGAUUGAAGUCGACCCUGCAGACCAGCAUAAAACUGCAUUCAAAACUCGCGAUGGGUUGUACGAGUUUACCGUCAUGCCCUUUGGCCUCAGGAAUGCACCGGCCACCUUUCAAAGUUUCAUGGAUAAGGUGUUUCGCAAUCAGAUCAAUCAAUUUGUUGUUGUUUAUUUGGAUGACAUACUAAUCUUCAGCAAGUCGAUGGAGGAGCACAUGGGACACCUUGAGGAAGUGUUGCAGAUCCUCAAGAAUGCGCAGCUUCAUCUCAACUUGGAGAAAUAUGAGUUUGGGAGGGAUAGCGUCAUCUACCUUGAACAUCGGUUGUUUGUUGCAGGCCUAGAGCCCGAGGCAACCAAAGUUGAGGUCAUCCGCAAAUGGCCUCAACCGGCAAAUGUCCGCGAGUUGCGUUCUUUUCUUGGUUUUGCGUCAUUCUACCUGCUACAACAAGAUGAUCGCGACGACUUACGUCCACUCGAAUUCUACAGCAAACGUACGCCCAGUCACAAGGUAGCUGCCUCCACUUACAUGCGAGAACUUUAUGCCUUGACAGCGACACUAGAUCAUUGGAAGCACUACCUCUUGGGUCGCCAUUUCAAAGUGUUCUCAGACCACGAGACUUUGAAAUGGAUUCAGACACAGAAUAAUCCAUCAACUACAUUGACCCGCUGGUUGCAUGAGAUUGUUGUGUAUGAUUUUGAACUUAGGCACAAGAAAGGUUGUUACAAUCGCGUUGCGGAUGCUUUGUCUCGCCACCCUCAGUACAUGACUUGUCUUGUGGGCUCCUAUGAUCUCCGUAAGAACUUGAAGGAGGAACUAGUUGAGCAUACUGCCAAGGACUCAGAACUCAGUCCCGUCCUUGAGCAGAUCGAGGCUGACCCUAGCAGUCAGCCUGACUUUCGUGAAUGUAAAGGUUUGCUCUUCCGACAUUACGGGAAGUACGACCGUCUGUGUGUACCCAAUCAUGAGCCUAUCCAUACUCACUUCUUGGACUUGGCUCAUGGCCGGCACUUCGGUUUUGAAAAGACAUACGGAAGUCUGUUGCAAAAGUUUGUAUGGCCUGGGAUGAAAGGAAUGGUACAAAAGUUUAUGGUUGAGUGUGAAGUUUGUCAACGCAUCAAGCCAUCUCGGCAGAAGCCCUUUGGGUUGCUGCAUCCUCUUCCUAUUCCUAAUGGCCCGGGUGAGUCACUUUCCAUCGACUUCACGGGCAUGAGAAAGAAAAGUAGGAAUGAGUAUUCGCAAGUAAUGGUGAUCGUUCACCGCUUUUCAAAAUUUUUGAAUUUGAUUCCAUUACCACCUCACGCCCCAACUGACCUUGUGAUCAAAGAGUUUCACAAGCAGUACAUUUUGCAGUGUGGGCCCCCAAAAACUCUUGUGAGUGACCGGGACACUAGGUUCAUAAGUGCAGAUUGGAAGGACUUCACCUCCUUGAUCUAUGACAUCAAACUCAAGAUGACGUCUGGUCGACAUCCCGAAGCCAAUGGACUGGCCGAGGAGAUUUACCAGACUGUGAUCCAACUUCUCCGAGCUCUAAUUCUGCCUGAUCAGAACUCUUGGGAUGAGGAAUUGCGGAUUGUGCAGGGAUUGUACAACAACUCCAUACACUCCUCCACCGGGAUGACACCUAACCGGUUGCACCUUGGGUGGAAAAUGCGCAAUCCCCUAUCCUAUCUGUUUCCUGACCAGCCACCUGGCCUAACACCUGGCCAGCCAGGCUACAAUGCUAAGUUUGAUCGCUUGCUCAAAGUUGUUGUCGCUGCUAUGGAAAGGCGACGCAGUGCCAUGAUUAAGCAUGCUAACAAAAAACGCCAUCCUGCACCUUUCAUAGUGGGAAGUUAUGUCUGGGUCAAAAUGUCUGAGUUUUUUGAAGAAGAAGGUGUAUCACGAAAGCUUCUUCCUCAGUAUUACGGUCCGUGUAAGGUGUUGAACCAAGUAGGGGAAGAUUCAUUUGGUCCUUACACGAGCGACGUGCCUACUCAUUUGCGCACAUACCCAGUCUUUCACGCGUCAAAGUUGUUUCCGUAUGAACCACCCGAAACUUUUCCGUUUCGAGAAUUGAUGAUCCCUCGCGCAGUCAAUGGCGGCCACGAGAUUGAUGGAAUUGUCGAGCACAGUGGAAAGGGGAGAAACAAACAGUAUAAAGUCCAUUUUUUGUACCACCUGUUGAAUGACUUUUAUUGGAUUGCUAAGAAAGACUUGUUGCAAAGUGCCCCGCGAGUCGUCAACGCAUAUGAACGACUGAUUAGCUCCAAACAACAACCUAAAUUCACUGCUACCCUCACUCCUACGGAACAUACCCGAUCUCUCUUUGCUAUCUACGCUUAUGAUGCAUUAUGAAAAGACUCUGAUUGAGUUACUCGCUC